Apis cerana (Asiatic honeybee) is the source of this 10792-nucleotide messenger RNA. It is a transcript of the gene KaiR1D, whose product is annotated as Kainate-type ionotropic glutamate receptor subunit 1D. Gene Ontology annotation, molecular function: ligand-gated monoatomic ion channel activity; signaling receptor activity. Gene Ontology annotation, biological process: monoatomic ion transport. NCBI's taxonomy places the organism in Eukaryota, Metazoa, Arthropoda, Insecta, Hymenoptera, Apidae. Gene Ontology annotation, cellular component: membrane. The record is from RefSeq and is a predicted model, not a curated record.
UUUCUCUAUCUUCUAUUUUACGCGGCGAAUCUACUUCCGCCUGGAUUACGAUUCCUGACAGGAAAGUUUUCGAUUGGAUGAGAAAGGAAAAUAAUCGAGAGAAAAUAUUUAUCGAAAAUGUUGGACAAUAUUCCCUGAUGCCGGUGUGAGUCUCUACGGCAGAAGGGAGGAGGCGCAGGCUCCCGCGGGGAGGCGCGGGGGUGGCGGUGGCGUCGCAGGCGGAGGGAGAGACGGUGGAGCGGACCGGAACCGGAAAUGGCUGCGAGGUGGCUCCUGCUGGCGCUCCUCGCCGCCCACGCCGCGGCUCUUCCUGAUAUCAUUAGGAUAGGUGGGCUGUUUCAUCCGUCGGACGACAAGCAAGAAGUGGCCUUUCGUUAUGCCGUGGAAAAGAUCAACGCCAACCGGGAUAUCCUGCCCAAGUCCCGUCUCAGCGCCCAGAUUGAGCAGAUAAAACCGCAGGACAGUUUCCACGCUUCGAAGCGAGUGUGCCACUUGCUGCGAAGCGGGGUGGCGGCGAUUUUUGGGCCGCAGAGCGCGCACACCGCCUCCCACGUGCAGAGCAUUUGCGACACCAUGGAGAUUCCGCAUCUGGAGACACGUUGGGACUACCGGCUCAGACGGCAGAGCUGUCUCGUCAACCUCUACCCGCACCCCACCACCCUCUCCAAGGCGUACGUUGAUCUGGUGAAAGCCUGGGGCUGGAAGAGCUUUACCAUCAUCUACGAGAAUAACGAAGGGCUGGUGCGUUUGCAGGAGUUACUGAAGGCACACGGACCCAGUGAAUUUCCUAUUACGGUCAGGCAGCUCAGCGAGGGCUCUGAAUAUCGGCCGCUGCUGAAGCAGAUAAAGAACUCGGCCGAGUCGCACAUUGUACUGGAUUGCUCCACGGAGAGGAUUUACGACGUGUUGAAGCAGGCGCAGCAAAUAGGGAUGAUGAGCGACUAUCACAGCUACCUCAUCACCUCUCUGGAUCUACACAGCGUCGAUCUCGAGGAAUUCAAGCACGGCGGGACCAAUAUCACUGCCUUUCGAUUAGUGGACCCGGAGAAACAGGAUAUACAAAAAGUCGUGCAAGAUUGGAUCUACGGGGAGAAGCGUUAUAAUCGUGAGCUCGAUAUGGGGCAGAGCUCCAACAAGAACAACCUCACCUGCAUAAAGACUGAAACAUCGUUAAUGUACGACGCUGUGCACCUAUUCGCGAAAGCAUUGCACGAUUUGGAUACGUCCCAGCAAAUCGACAUCAAGCCACUCUCCUGCGAGUCGACCGAUACCUGGCCUCACGGAUAUUCGCUCAUCAAUUAUAUGAAAAUCGUUGAAAUGACAGGGUUGACAGGGACUAUCAAAUUCGAUCAUCAGGGAUUCCGAUCAGAUUUUAUUCUCGACAUCAUCGAGCUGAACAACAAAGAGGGGUUGAAGAAGAUAGGGACCUGGAACAGCACGAAGGGAAUAAAUUUUACGAGGAGUUACAAGGAGGAGUACACUCAAAUCGUGGAGAAUCUUCAAAAUAAGACUUUUAUCGUAACGACUAUACUGAGCGCCCCAUACUGCAUGAGGAAAGUUUCGAGCAACAAGCUGGUCGGAAACGCACAGUUCGAGGGAUACAGCGUCGACUUGAUUUACGAGAUAUCGAAGAUCCUCGGCUUCAAUUACACGUUCCGGCUGGUGCCGGACGAACGUUACGGAUCCUACAACAAAAAGACGAAAGAGUGGGACGGUAUGAUGAAAGAACUGUUGGAUCAGAAGGCGGAUCUAGCGAUCGCGGAUCUGACCAUCACGUACGAUCGGGAACAGGCGGUCGACUUCACCAUGCCGUUCAUGAAUCUGGGGAUCAGCAUACUGUAUCGUAAGCCUAUAAAGCAGCCACCGAAUCUCUUCUCAUUCCUCAGCCCGCUCAGCCUCGAUGUUUGGAUUUAUAUGGCGACAGCUUAUCUAGGCGUAUCCGUGCUGCUCUUCAUACUAGCCAGGUUCAGCCCCUACGAGUGGGAGAAUCCCCAUCCGUGCAACGGACAAUCCGAGGUCCUCGAGAACGAGUUCACCCUGAUGAACUCGCUCUGGUUCACCAUAGGCUCGCUCAUGCAGCAAGGCUCUGAUAUAGCGCCGAAGGCCGUGUCAACGCGGAUAGUGGCAGGCAUGUGGUGGUUCUUCACUUUGAUCAUGAUUUCUUCGUACACUGCCAACUUGGCCGCGUUCCUCACCGUCGAGAGGAUGGAUUCGCCGAUCGAGAGCGCCGAGGAUCUUGCAAAGCAGACGAAAAUCAAAUACGGAGCUCUCAAAGGAGGCAGCACCGCGGCCUUUUUCAGGGAUUCCAAUUUCUCGACGUACCAGCGCAUGUGGUCCUUCAUGGAUUCGGCAAAGCCGUCGGUAUUUACAACGAGCAACGUCGAGGGUAUGGAACGAGUGAUCAAGGGUAAAGGCAGUUACGCGUUCCUAAUGGAAUCCACCUCCAUCGAAUACGUAAUCGAGAGAAACUGUGAUCUUACCCAAAUCGGUGGCCUCUUGGACUCGAAGGGAUACGGGAUAGCCAUGCCCCCGAAUUCACCGUACAGAACGGCCAUAAGCGGAGCCAUACUGAAGCUGCAGGAAGAGGGGAAGUUACAUUUGCUGAAGACUCGGUGGUGGAAGGAGAAACGUGGCGGAGGAUCUUGUAGGGACGAUAUCUCGAAGAGCAGCUCGACGGCGAACGAGCUGGGAUUGGCGAACGUCGGCGGCGUGUUCGUGGUGCUGAUGGGCGGUAUGGGGAUCGCUUGCGUGAUCGCGGUAUGCGAGUUCGUCUGGAAAAGCCGGAAGGUCGCCAUCGAGGAACGGGUGAGUGAGGUCAGAUAGCACGUCGAAGAGGGCGUGAUCGCGCCUGAAGUAACGUCGUCUAACACGCACCUCGAUCCCGACGCGAUCUACCCAGACAUGCCGCGCGAAUACAUCAGUUGAUGUUCGCGCGAUGGUGGAGUUCCUCUUUAAUGGUCACGGUGCACCCACAAAACCACUCGGGUCUGAUCCGUCUUUCUCGCUCGCGUUGAGUACGCGUGUCUCACGAUGGGAGGGAUGGGAGGGAGAGGAAGAAAAUCGAGCAGGAUUUUCCGCGAAAAGGUGUUUCUUAUUGGAAUUCGGCUCGUAAUUCGGUUGCGGGUUAAUUCGCGUUUCCGUCCUCCGUUCUUCGUCAUCUCGUGAAUAUGAAAGAAAUGUAGAAAGGAGGGAUAUCGGGAGGGAAAAUUUUUUCCAAGUAUUUCCAAAUUUGUUCCAGAGUAAUUCCAAGUUUUCGAUCAUGUUUGUAUAUAUGUAUAUAUAUAUAUUUUUUCAUUUUUUUCUUCUUAUCGAGGAAUAUACGGAAUGAUAUGAUCAGAUAAUGGUGUUGUUCAAUUCGAGUCCGAGAGGUAGUUGAACGGUUGGAAUUGGAUAUUCGAGUUACGAUUCGAGGAAAUGGAAAUUGAAGGGUAGAAAUGGGGUUACGCGGAGUGUAUUUUAUGGUUACGAAAUGAAAAUGCAAUUCGUGUGUGAUAAAUAGGUAUCGAAGAUUUCGAUUAUAACGGUGUCCGUGAUAUUUCAAUGGGCGAUUGUUAUUGGCUAAAUGAAUUACGUGUAACGAAAAUUGUGAGAACGUAUAAUGAUCGCAGCGAUCUGAGGGCGCUUGAGAAUUUUAUUAUUUCCCGUGAAAUAAAGAGGAAAUUCGUGUACAAGCAAUAAAAUUCGAAUAAAUAUAAAAUAUGUACAAUUUAACUGUAAACACUGUAAACUCUCCUUUUGCGAAAGCAAAAGUAAAAAAGACCAUUGGUGUUAAUUUAUUGUAAAAUAAUAAAGAUUAAAAAUAUAUAUAUAUAUAUCUCGUCUCAUCCAUAUUCAACUUUACCAAUGAAUAUCGCAUUUUCCAAUCUCGAUUUUCUCAAAAACUAAAACUCGUAUAAAAAAACUUCGUUCAAUUUUUUUCAAUUUAUUCCUAAAAAAAAAAAAAAAUCCCAUCGUGUCUAUUUUCACACGUCAUUCACAAUCGCGCAUUCCCGUGCAUCUUGUUCCUCAAUUACGACGAAAUAGAAUUCGAAUCGAUAGAUUGAAAAGGCAGGAAAAAUUCCACGGGAUGAUGAAAUUAAGACACGGUUUCGUAGAAACUCGAGCGCGAAAACCUGGUACGGAAUCUCGCGUGUCUACAAUAUGUAUUCGAGCUGCCGUUUGCGUACGUUCAAGCGGUAGGCAAACAGGCAAGUAUUUGAGAAGGACUCGUCCACAAAUACGGAUAUGCAGGUUUGCGCCGGUGACCUCGUGUACUCGUAAGCAAACAAUUCCAUCAGCCGGCAAACGUCUGGUAUUGCUGUACUCCUUUGGAGCCCGCGCUACUUCAGAGUAGUGGCAGCAGAGUAGUAGCCGCGAUACUUUAACCCCGAAUCCCUGCUAAUAGAAAAGGGCGCGAACGCGAGUCGAGGAUAUUAGUUGGUCUCUUUGUCGAUCGCCUAUCUAUAUUAUAUUUCUAUUGUUAAUAACUUUUGAAUAAUAUUCAGUUUUUGUUUAUUAGACAGAUCGAUCCAUCGUAGCCAUCCUUUUUCAAAUUCAUUUUUCCUCCUCCCAGAGGGAAGGCAAUGUUUCGACGCGACUUAAUCGAUUAGAUAUCACCUGAGAACGCAAUCUUACCCGAGUAUUUUCGUGUUCUGUUUUAGAAGCAGAAAUCCUCGGGGAAACCGAUCUGCGAAGCUUUUACCGAUCUACACUAGCGGACGAACUUGUAGGGAUACGUUUGAUUUGAACCAAAAUAACAAACGAAAAAAUAUAUAUAUAUUAAAAAAGAAAGAGAGUGAGAAACGAAACGAUAGAAAAAGAAACUGGCAAAACUGAUUCCUAUGCCCGAGAAAAGCGUAUCUGACCCGACGGACCUAAGGAGGAACUCCACCACAAGUGAUCGAGAAAAUUGUGUGAGAACUGACAGAAACAAACUGUAAGAAAAGUUAAAACGAAACGAAAUAAUCAAAAAAAAAAAAAACGAAAAAACAAAAAAAAAAGAAGGAGCAACGAUCCUCGACCUUUCCAGUUUUUUUCUCUUAUCCCCCUCCCAUCUCGAAAAUCUCGACAAUCUUAUCGAUGGAACACUGGCCAAUCGAUAUAUAUUAUCGGAUAACGUACGGUGUCGUUGGAAUUUCAUUAAGCAGAGAGAAAGAGAGAGAGAGAGAGAGAGAGAGAGAGAGAGAGAGAGAGAGAGAGAGAGGAUGAAGGAGGAAUGAGAUGAAAAAGAUGAGGAAGAAAAAAAAAGAGAACGGAAAGAAGAAGAAAGAGAAGAGAGUUCGAAAGGAACGUUUGAUUUGGAAAAAAAAAAAGAACAAAAAAGAAAGAUCGUUUUCUUUUCGUCCGCAACCUCCCCUAAUUAACGAUGGUGAAAUGGUGCAGAUAUUGAAAUUGGAAAGGUCAACGCGUUUGCCAUUUGCUCAUAUCAAACCUUUUUAGAUUAAUUGACGACCGACUUGAAGCCUCGCAGCGAGAUGGAAAUGAUAUCUCGGACGGAUUGUUGAAUGAACGGGCAAAAAAGAAAGAAAAGGAUAGGAAAAAUUAUAGACGCGGCGUGGCUUCUUUUUUUUCCUUUUCUAAUGGACUCUUCGCCGCGAUCGCGACUGAAUCAUCGUGCUAUUUACACAGUAACGAACUAUUUACACACGAACAAUCACCGAUUUUAUACCGACUAGGAUUAAUUAAUGUAUAGCGUCAGAUUGAUAACAUUUUAUUGUAUGUAAAUAUUGCGUAGCUCAAAGGAGUGAAUCGAUGCUUGGCGAGGGAGCGUGCACGCUUAUUUCUAAACGAGGAACGAAAUGAGAAUAAUAUAAGAUGUAAGUGAAAUAUGAGGGAACGGCAAGCCUGAAUAUCGAAUUACGUGGUGUAUAUAUAAGAAAAUUUUUCCAAUGCACACCGGAAGCAAGCCUGCACACUCCUCGGUGAUCGAGGAUGAACUCCGUUAUUGCGAUAGACGAUAUUCUAUAUGUCUCGAUUCAUAUAUAAAAAAAAAAAAAAAAAAAAGAAAGAAAGAAAGAAAAAAAAAAAACUUUGUACGAUAUGAAACGAUAGGAAAAGAGUACACGAAAAAGUGGUCGCGAUCGAUACGUAGGUGUUAAAGAACGUUAAACAUGUUUUGGAUACGCGCACGACGUGUGACAGUUUAGUAUGACAUUGUUAGUUGUGUCGCAAUGUUUCUUGCCUCUCUUUCUCUCCCGCCAUUGGAUACGCAGGAGGUGAGCAACUCUUUUCUAUUAUUGUCUCUAUCUCUGCUACUCGUUGUGUCACAGCACUGGUCCGAUCGACGGAUGAUCGUAGAGCAUGAGAUAUAUUUUUUCCCCAACCAACGAUACUUUCUUUUUUUGUCGCGUUCGAUAUAUAUAUAAUACCGCAAUGAUGGAAAUGGAAUUAUUAAAGAUAUAGAGAAUUUUUAUGAGACGCGAUAAAAAUUUAUCUUUGAUUCGGUUGAUUUGUUUAAAGUUGUUUAAACGUUGUUAUAUCUGUUGUUAUAUACAUAUAUAUAUAUUUUAAACGAAUAAUAUAUAUUAUAGAGAAGUUUAUCAAAAGAGAGGUGUUUCCAUUUCCAUCGGUGUUGUUUCACUGUUAUUAAUUGAAAAGGAUAAAAAAGAAAAAGAAGUAAUUCUUGUUGCGCAAGUAUGAUGUGAUUACAAUCAUUUUUUCAAUCCUUUGUUAUCCCUUUUUUGCGAACUGAAUUUUCUAAUUAAUUAUCACUUCAUUUUGCCUGUUUACAGCUUGGAUGUCUCGUUUUUCAAGAUUUAUUCAAAUAAAAAUGUGCAAACUGUUGUUAUAUUAAAUUAUUUGAGUUGAAAAGAUCGCACGAAUAAUUAUAAGAAACAUACUGUCUACAUAUUUUGCUUGAUCCUUUACACUCUUUCUUUCUCAUCUUAUCCACAGCUUUUAUUCAAAUAAUAUUAUUAAUCGAUGUCGCAUGCAUGUGUUUAAACGGAUUAUUUCUUUAUCUCGACAAUGUCAGCUUCGUGCCAUGACGCGUCGUACAAAUCGAUCUUUCAAUCUGAAUCAAAAUUUUCCUUCUAUCGUACCGAGUCACACUUCAACUCUCGAUCGGUAUUUUUAAUAAUAGCGACUCCAUUUAUUAAUCGAUCCUAUAACCCUAAAAUAAUUGGACGAUGAUCGACUGCCAUGUCUUUAACCCUUUACGUAUUGAUGCGUUCGGUAAUGGUUCAACGUAAAUCAUUGAUUCUUUAACUCCGCAAUUGAUCCAAUAGAACGUACCUCUCUCUUCGAAAGAAGAUCGAGAAAAAGAUCGCAUAAAGAUUUCCAUUAAACGAUAAUUCCCUUUACUUCUCUCUUCACAUUUGAAUAAUACCAAUAAUUACCAACAAUAUAUAUAUAUAUAAAAUUCAAUAUAAAUUCUAACUCGACGCGUUCCACAUCGAUAUGGAAAGUUGACGCAUUUCAACCAAGUAUAAUCUCAUCUAAAAAAAAAAAGAAAAAGAAAAAAUUUGACACCGCGAACGUUUGCACGCGUCAUCGCAUAUGGCUGACGACGCCUUCCGCGAAGGAAGCAAGGAUAAAGAGGAUGCAGCGUGGUUUGCUGGAACUUUCCAGAAAUCCGUGUGCUCCGAGAUGGCGAGCGAGCUGCGUUACGCGCUGGACUGCGGGAACGGGACGAAAAAGCCCGCGAAGAAGACGCUGUGCCGCCGCGAGAGGCAGCAAUCGAACCUGUCUAUCGUGUCCGAGGAGGGGAAAUAUCCGGCGUGCAACAAGUACAGACACUUCGUCGGUAAAGCGCCGUUAACUUGAAGGCUGGAUCACGAGGAGGAGGAGAGGAUCGAGUUAAUUUUCGAGUCGCGGAUUCGAUGACGAACGAUGCGAAAGCGAUCGAUGGGGUGCAACAAGGGAAGGCAACGAGGCGUGAAUCGAAAGUCUAGCGCGACGUGGAAACCAUCCACCUUUACCGGUUCCUUUAUCUAUUUCUCUUUCGAUAACGUGUGCACGCGUGGUACAAGACUGGCUUUCUCUUCUCCAUUUUUCCUUUUUUCUUUUUUUCUUUCUUUCUUCUCUUUCUCUCUAUCUCUCUCUCUCUUCUUUGUCUUUGCAAGUGACGCGAACGAACGAACGAACGAGCAUGGCAGUUCUUCGACUAAUACUUUAUAGAGUGUACAAUCGUUCAGUCGUUAAUUGGAGCUCGCUGGAAUUUAUCGUACCGUGCGGGAGACAACGGCGCGCGCUGUUUGAGCGGAAAGAUUAACGAGCAGCUUCGAGAUCCUUUGUCUUUCGUUGCGCCACUCGUGACAAGAGAGAGGGUGUCUCUUCUGGUGAACGGAAGAGGACGAGUACUACGCGGUGUAAACUCUCUCUCGUUUCGAAGUCGAAACGACGAUGAUUCCUCCGAUUCUUGUUUCUCCGAUUAUGGACGACCGAUUGUGACAAAGUAGAGGGAAAAAAGGGGGUGGGAGGAGGGUGGUAGGGAGGGAGAUUGUAAAUCGAGGAAUAUAGAAUUUUAUCGUGAAAGAUAAUUCGUUUCAUUUUGAUUGAACGGUAUUUAAACGCUUAUUUUUGCGUUAAUCUCGAUCGUUUUAUUCGUAAUUUAUCGUUCCAGUCUUAAUUCAUUCAAGAAUUGAAAUAUUCGCGCAACGAAUAUUUCCACGUUCCAUUGAACGAAUCCCGUUCAACUGCUUUCGGGAUUCGAAAACAUUUCAUUUCAAAUAGAUUAAUAUAUAUAUAUAUAUAUAUUGGAAACGGGUAUGAGGCAGAGGAAAUGGCAUCGUUUGCUGGUAUCCUUGAUAAUUAUUUUCCACGCUCGCUCGCGCCGAUAAAUUCUAUUGUUGAAUAACAAUCCUUGUCAAAUAUAUAUUCCGUUCUAACACUUUGCUUAAAUUAUAUUACGAAGCACACAACAUGGGACAAUAUUUUUCCUUUUUUUUUUUUGUACUUCCUUCGUUUCUGCUCCAUGAAUUUAAUCCCCGCGAUCUCUCUAUUUAUUAUUUGUAAAAUAUAUAUUCCCAAAUAUAUUAAAGAUCGAUGUAAUCUAUCUUUACGCCAUUUAUUCCAUUAUUAUAUUGAAAAUUGUAAAGAUUGAAUCACGCGUCGAUAUCUUCCGCACGAUAUCGUGACAAAUUUAAUGAAUUUUUUGACGAAUGUGCGAGAAAGAUGGUAAAAAAGGGGACGAGGGGGAAAGACGAAUAGCGUGAGUUCGAUAUCGAUGCGACGCGAACAAAGGAACAUUAAAUCCAACCGAUUUCGUUGUUGUCGAAGUAUUUCGUUCAUUUUCAAAAAGAAAAUACAUCGAAGAAAUGAAAAAAGAGGAUUAACAAUUGUAUAAAUAUCUCUGUCUGUUAGAUGGCGAUGUUCGACAUGCACCCGUUUAAUGUAAAUAAUCACACUCAUCGUUAAAGAAUUAAACCAUCCACUCUAUGGGAUUGUAUCAUAGAAAGGGGAAAAUUUGUUCACAAAAAUACGUCUUCAUUUAAAUAUUCCGAUGCUGUAAGAUAAACGUGUCCAUGCGUGCGAGCGUCGUAGAUGUUUCAUCGAAUGUAGAUAGGAUAAGCGAUUUUACAUUUUUGUUUUAUGUACAGUUGAUCGUAGAAAAAAAAAUAUCCGGUUGAAUUUAUAUUUCUACUCGAAUUUCAAAGAUUAUACUAUAUUAUUUCGGAAUAAAGUCGCGUUUGGAUUAAGAUAAAGAUAUAAAGGGUUUUUAAUUUAGCAAAAAGACACGUCAAAUGUUUAACGUAACUGGACAUUUUUCGAUCAACUAAAAAACGUAUACCCUCGUUCGUUAUUCCGUGAGAUUUCGAAUUUCAGUAUCUCGUUAUCGCAGAAUUUCAUCGGUCUAUCCACAUCUCCGCAUAUUCAUUAAUUCCGUGCUCGGUAUUAAUCCUUUGAAAUCCGUACGUUAAUUAAAAAUCAUUAUCAUAUAUAAAUACUUCCCUGCAAAUAAAAUACGUAUAUUGAAACUAUGUGAUAAAAUCAGAAUAAAAGAAUAAAUUUUAUUUUUUUCAACACUUUACGAUCGAUGUGAGAUCCAAUGUUCGAAUAAUUCUUCCAAAUAAAAAAAAAAAAAAAAGAAAAAAAAAAUAAUUGAAAAUUGGAUUAAAUUUUCUCAUUCCUUCGAGUCGAGGCAAAUUUCAAUCGAUGGAUUCCGUGACGCAACAAUGUUCCUUUCUUAAGCGUCCAACGAUUCGAGGGAUUAAGCUGGUUAACGGAGUUAAUGGAAAGCCUGUUUGCAACUGGUACAUCGGCGUUCAUGAACGGACUGAGCAGUAUUAAUUUCCGUCUUCCGUCUCUCCUAAGGCGUAAACACGCGCGAAUAUCGUACAUGCACAGAUGCCAGACCAACCACUCCGAAAUGAUCAAUUUCCUGAUGCAGAUAGAUCAAUGAAACGAGAUUAGCGAUGAGAUUCGAAACGUUCGAUAAUAUACCUUCCACGUGGCACGCGAUUGUGCACCAUUUCUGAAACGCUAUGUACACAAUGACGAUGAAUCUUUUUUUUUAUUUCCCCCUCGAUUUUUUUAUUUUUCUCCUCCUUUCGUUCUUCCUUUUUUAUUUUUCUAUGUGUAUGUGUAAUGUCGACGUGUGUACACCGGAAUGGAAUCGUUUUUUAAAAUACAUACGUACAAAAAGGUUGCGAAAGAAACCCGCAUGAAACCGACACAUUCAUCACGCGCAUAUACACGAUAUCAAUCGCGUAUAAUAUACAUACGUAUUUGUAAAUAUUGUCUGUAUCGCGUUCAUUGCGUUCACGACGUAACGAAUUUGUUAAGAGCUAAUUGAUUAUAUACUUCUUACAUAAAAGUGUACUACGAGCAUAAUAUUGUACGUGAAUAAAAAUCAUCGUCUGUAAAUUCUCAA